UUUAGAAUUUUCGAAUGCCAUUGUUUAGAGCAACAUAUCCAAAGUGUGUCUUUAAUCGCUUGUUUGAAGUGAAACUAUUUUCAGCGGAGGAACUGGUAGAACUCCAGACUUUAUCUCAACUCUCCGCCUCUUGAAGUCCGACCUACAUCUGACUACUUUGGUCCUUUGCCGUUUGCACAGCAGUCUGCGCUCUGCCCCACAUUUAAUUUGGUAAUUCUCGCCGCCACCGCUCGCCUGACGCUGCGUAAAAGCCGCUGCGCACCGCUUAGAAAUGUAGUUGUUUUUACGCACAACCGCGGUCUCCAAAAUGGACCUAAGAGCCGAACUCCUCAAGUCCAUCUGGUACGCUUUUACAUCGCUGGACGUGGAGAAGUGCGGGAAAGUGUCCAAAUCGCAGCUAAAGGUGCUUUCUCACAAUCUGUACACAGUUCUGAACAUCCCACACGAUCCAGUGGCUCUGGAGGAGCACUUCCAGGAUGAUGACGACGGGCCGGUGUCUAAUCAUGGCUACAUGCCCUACCUCAACAAAUAUAUAUUGGACAAGGUCAAAGAGGGGAUGUUUGACAAGGAGAAGUUUGAUGACCUGUGCUGGAUGAUGACCAUGAAGAAGAACUACAAAGGGUUAAAGACGGGGUCACUGCUAUCAGAGAGAGACAGCUUCAAGCUCUUCUGUUUAUUCAACCUCCUGUCUGAGGACCGCUACCCGCUGGUGAUGAUAGCAGAGGAGGUGGAGUAUCUCCUCAAGAAGAUCUCCACAGCGAUGAGUCAAGAGUGGGAUGGGAAGCUCCUGGAGGACUUAAUAUUCCAGGAUGCCACAUUGCGGGAGGAAGGCAUGUCCGUGUGGACCUUCCUGGAGCACAUGGAAGCAGGCCGGCUGCUGAGGGUCACCAGUGCAGAGGCUUUCAGUCUGGCCUUGAACGAGGUGUUUCUGGAGAUGUAUCACAACGUCCUCAAGAGGGGCUACAUGUGGAAGAAGGGCCACGUGCGUAGGAACUGGACUGAGCGCUGGUUUGUGCUGAAGCCCUCCUCCAUGGCUUACUACGUCAGCGAGGACUUAAAGGAGAAGAAAGGGGAAAUCCAGCUAGAUAAGAGCUGCAUCAUAGAGCCUAUUCCAGACAGGGAGGGGAAACGCUGUAUGUUCUGUGUGAAAACCCACAACAAAACCUUUGAGAUGAGCGCGCCGGACCAGAGACAGAAGGUGGAGUGGACUCAAGCCAUUCAAACAUCCCUCCGUCUUCAGCAUGAGGGAAAGCCUUCGUUUCACCACGAGCUCAAACUUAAGAGACGGGUCCAGCGGGAACACAGCCAGCGAGAGCGCAGCCGGAGCGCUCGCAGCAGCUGCAGCAGCCGCAGCAGCCAAUCAGAUGACCUGAACAUCCAAGACAUGGAGAAGAUGGAGAAAGACAAAGACAAGCAGGAUUUAGAGAUUGAAAGUAUCAUCCAGGUAGGAGAGGGACGAUUAAUCACUUUUAUGACCACUGGCAAUAAUAAUACUAUGAUAUUGAUGUAUUUGCUUAAUGGACCAUGUGUGUGUGUUUGUAUGUGUGUUUCGCAGCACGCACGGGAACUGGAAACCCGCCGGAGGGAGGCGGAGGAGAGAGAGAGGAAGAAACAGAAGGAGGUGCAGAUGGAGCUGGAGAGACAGCUGAAAGAGGCUGAGAUGAUGAGAGACAGCAUGCAGGCUGAGAUGGAAAUGAAGGAAAGGGAGGCUGAGCAGCAGAAGAAAAGGAUCAAGGAGUUGGAGAUGAUACAGCAGAAGCUGGAAGCUGCUCUUUCCAUCGAGAUCCAGACCCGGCUGGAGGAGGAGAGGGCCAGACAGGAGCUGGAGAGGUUGCUGCAGGCUGAAGAGGAGAAGAAGAAGCAGUUCAAGUUCCUGCAGGAUCAGCAGAGGGCCAUACAGAACCUCAGCCCCAUACAGGAAGCCUUAGAAAGCAGCCCAGACGAGGAGACCCCCUCAGCCCUCCACUCGGCCUCUCAGGAGCUCCAGGAUCUGCGGGCGUCUCGUCAGAGGAGCCACCAGCACCUGGAGGAGGUUCAGGAGAAGCUGAGGAAUGCCAGUCAACACGUACGGCACUGGAACGUGCAGCUGAACCGCCUGAUGACGCCCAUUACUCCUGGAGACCGUCUGGAACAUCGCCUAUCAUCAAAUCGCAAGUGUCCCAAAAAGGAGGGAGCUCUGGCCAGCAAUGAGUUUCUCACUAAAUUCAGGAUCAGAGGUCAGAACAGCCAGACGGAAGAAAACAGCGAAAGCCUGGAGGAGCAGCUGGAGACCACAAACCUGUACGAUGAAUCCGACGAACCGCAGGAAAAACCCAACGGACAGGCGUGAUCACCGUGAUGUCAGUUCAGAAAUGACAAGAGAAAUUCUGUAAUUGUGUAAGACUGAGUAAACAGAGAAAAGAUAUUAAUGAUACAAAAAGUGUUGUAUUAUAUUUAUGUUUGGAAUGACAUGCCAAGCUGGAGAGUGAUGAUGACAACAAGCACAAUGUGAUGCAAGAUUUAAUUAAAACACAUCUAAGACUCAGUGAGAUUUACAAUUUUGUACAAUAAAGUUUAUUGGUGAAUGAUAAAA
This is a messenger RNA of Stegastes partitus (bicolor damselfish), 2572 nucleotides long. RefSeq names its product DEF6 guanine nucleotide exchange factor c (gene def6c). Bases 308 to 2329 code for a protein of 673 amino acids. NCBI's taxonomy places the organism in Eukaryota, Metazoa, Chordata, Actinopteri, Pomacentridae. Gene Ontology annotation, cellular component: nucleus; cytoplasm. The record is from RefSeq and is a predicted model, not a curated record. The transcript is spliced from 11 exons.